Molecule: messenger RNA, 5972 nt
Organism: Gallus gallus (chicken)
Lineage: Eukaryota; Metazoa; Chordata; Aves; Galliformes; Phasianidae
Product: cleavage and polyadenylation specificity factor subunit 1-like
Exons: 11
Coding region: 4879-5913 (344 amino acids)
Cellular component (GO): nucleus; mRNA cleavage and polyadenylation specificity factor complex
Molecular function (GO): protein binding
Source: RefSeq, a predicted model, not a curated record
GUUUCGUCCCCGUCGCUUCCGGUCCCGCGCGUGGCGGGAGGCGGUCCUCUGCGAUCGGUGGCUGUGAGGGCAGCCCGGCUGUGGGGCGGCUAUAGGGCGGCUAUAGGGCAGCUGUAGACCUACCUAGAGACCCAUAGAUGCUAUGGGGCCACCCCUGGGUGUCUAUGGGGUGCAGUAGGGUGGGGGCAGCCCCAUAGAACCCCCUUUGUGUCCUUCCCAGCUCCCCAUUGACCCCCAACCUCUCCAUCUCCCCCCAGGUCCUCUGCGAUCGGUGGCUGUGCGGGCAGCCCGGCUGUAGGGCGGCUAUAGGGCCGCUAUAGGAUGGCUGUAGGACUCCACAGAGACUCAUAGAAGCUAUGGGGCCACCCCUGUCUGUGUAUGGGGCACUGUGUAUUGGGGCCAGCCCCAUAGAACCCCUUUGUGUCCUUCCCAGGUCCCCACUGCCCCCCAACCUCUCCAUCUCCCCCCCCAGGUCCUCUGCAAUCAGUGGCUGUGACGGCAGCCCGGCUGUAGGGCGGCUAUAGGGCAGCUGUAGGGUACCACAGAGACCUAUAGAUGCUAUGGGGCCACCCCUGGGUUUCCAUGGGGCACACUGUGGAUUAGGGCCAGCCCCACAGAACCCCCUAUGUGUCCUUCCCAGCUCCCCAUUGACCCCCAACCUCUCCAUCUCCCCCCAGGUCCUCUGCGAUCGGUGGCUGUGAGGGCAGCCCGGCUGUGGGGCGGCUAUAGGGCCACUAUAGGGCAGCUGUAGACCUCCAUAGAGACCCAUAGAAGCUAUGGGGCCACCCCUGGGUUUCCAUGGGGCACACUGUGGAUUAGGGUCAGCCCCAUAGAACCCCCUUUGUGUCCUUCCCAGCUCCCCAUUGCCCCCCAACCUCUCCAUCUCCCCCCAGGUCCGCUGCGAUCGGUGGCUGUGCGGGCAGCCCGGCUGUGGGGCGGCUAUAGGGCCGCUAUAGGAUGGCUGUAGGACUCCACAGAGACUCAUAGAAGUUAUGGGGCCACCCCUGUCUGUGUAUGGGGCACUGUGUAUUGGGGCCAGCCCCAUAGAACCUUUUUGUGUCCUUCCCAGCUCCCCAUUGCCCCCCAACCUCUCCAUCUCCCCCCAGGUCCUCUGCAAUCGGUGGCUGUGAGGGCAGCCCGGCUGUAGGGCGGCUAUAGGGCAGCUGUAGGGUACCACAGAGACCUAUAGAUGCUAUGGGGCCACCCCUGGGUUUCCAUGGGGCACACUGUGGAUUAGGGUCAGCCCCAUAGAACCCCUUUGUGUCCUUCCCAGGUCCCCACUGCCCCCCAACCUCUCCAUCUCCCCCCAGGUCCUCUGCGAUCGGUGGCUGUGAGGGCAGCCCGGCUGUGGGGCGGCUAUAGGGCUGCUAUAGGAUGGCUGUAGGGCUCCACAGAGACCCAUAGAGGCUAUGGGGCCACCCCUGGGUGUCUAUGGGGCACUGUGGAGUAGGGCCAGCCCCAUAGAACCCCCUUUGUGUCCUUCCCUGCUCCCCAUUGCCCCCCAACCUCUCCAUCUCCCCCCCAGGUCUGCUGCAAUCAUUAGCUGGGACUGUAGGGCGGCUAUAGGGCCACUAUAGGGCAGCUGUAGACCUCCAUAGAGCCCAUAGAAGCUAUGGGGCCACCCCUGGGCGUGUAUGGGGCACUGUGUAUUGGGGCCAGCCCCAUAGAACCCCUUUGUGUCCUUCCCAGGUCCCCAUUGCCCCCCAACCUCUCCAUCUCCCCCCCCAGGUCCUCUGCAAUCAGUGGCUGUGACGGCAGCCCGGCUGUAGGGCUGCUAUAGGGCAGCUGUAGGGUACCACAGAGACCCAUAGAUGCUAUGGGGCCACCCCUGGGUUUCCAUGGGGCACACUGUGGAUUAGGGUCAGCCCCAUAGAACCCCUUUGUGUCCUUCCCAGCUCCCCAUUGACCCCCAACCUCUACAUCUCCCCCCAGGUCCUCUGCGAUCGGUGGCUGUGACGGCAGCCCGGCUGUAGGGCGACUAUAGGGCAGCUGUAGGGUACCACAGAGACCUAUAGAUGCUAUGGGGCCACCCCUGGGUUUCCAUGGGGCACACUGUGGAUUAGGGUCAGCCCCAUAGAACCCCCUUUGUGUCCUUCCCUGCUCCCCAUUGACCCCCAACCUCUCCAUCUCCCCCCAGGUCCUCUGCGAUCGGUGGCUGUGCGGGCAGCCCGGCUGUGGGGCGGCUAUAGGGCCACUAUAGGGCAGCUGUAGGGCACCAUAGAGAUCCAUAGAUGCUAUGGGGCCACCCCUGGGUGUCUGUGGGGUGCAAUCGGGUGUUGGCAGCCCCAUAGAACCCUCUUUAUGUGCUUCCCAGCUCCCCAUUGACCCCCAACCUCUCCAUCUCCCCCCAGGUCCGCUGCGAUCGGUGGCUGUGCGGGCAGCCCGGCUGUGGGGCGGCUAUAGGGCCACUAUAGGGCAGCUGUAGGGCACCAUAGAGACUCAUAGAAGCUAUGGGGCCACCCCUGUCUGUGUAUGGGGCACUGUGUAUUGGGGCCAGCCCCAUAGAACCCCUUUGUGUCCUUCCCAGGUCCCCAUUGCCCCCCAACCUCUCCAUCUCCCCCCCAGGUCCUCUGCAAUCAGUGGCUGUGACGGCAGCCCGGCUGUAGGGCGGCUAUAGGGCAGCUGUAGGGUACCACAGAGACCUAUAGAUGCUAUGGGGCCACCCCUGGGUUUCCAUGGGGCACACUGUGGAAUAGGGCCAGCCCCACAGAACCCCCUAUGUGUCCUUCCCAGCUCCCCAUUGACCCCCAACCUCUCCAUCUCCCCCCAGGUCCUCUGCGAUCGGUGGCUGUGAGGGCAGCCCGGCUGUGGGGCGGCUAUAGGGCCACUAUAGGGCAGCUGUAGACCUCCAUAGAGACCCAUAGAAGCUAUGGGGCCACCCCUGGGUUUCCAUGGGGCACACUGUGUAUUGGGGCCAGCCCCAUAGGACCCCCUUUGUGUCCUUCCCUGCUCCCCAUUGACCCCCAACCUCUCCAUCUCCCCCCAGGUCCUCUGCGAUCGGUGGCUGUGAUGGCAGCCCGGCUGUAGGGAGGCUAUAGGGCCGCUAUAGGGCAGCUAUAGGGCUCCACAGAGACCCAUAGGUGCUAUGGGGCCACCCUUGGGUUUCCAUGGGGCACACUGUGGAUUAGGACCAGCCCCAUAGGAGCACCUCUGUGUCUUUCUUAGCUCCCCAUUGCCCCCCAACCUCUCCAUCUCCCCCCAGGUCCUCUGCGAUCGGUGGCUGUGAGGGCAGCCCGGCUGUGGGGCGGCUAUAGGGCCACUAUAGGGCAGCUGUAGACCUCCAUAGAGACCCAUAGAAGCUAUGGGGCCACCCCUGGGUUUCCAUGGGGCACACUGUGGAUUAGGGUCAGCCCAUAGAACCCCCUUUGUGUCCUUCCCUGCUCCCCAUUGACCCCCAACCUCUCCAUCUCCCCCCAGGUCCUCUGCAAUCAGUGGCUGUGACGGCAGCCCGGCUGUAGGGCGACUAUAGGGCAGCUGUAGGGUACCACAGAGACCUAUAGAUGCUAUGGGGCCACCCCUGGGUUUCCAUGGGGCACACUGUGGAUUAGGGUCAGCCCCAUAGAACCCCUUUGUGUCCUUCCCAGCUCCCCAUUGACCCCCAACCUCUCCAUCUCCCCCCAGGUCCUCUGCGAUCGGUGGCUGUGAGGGCAGCCCGGCUGUAGGGCGGCUAUAGGGCAGCUGUAGGGUACCACAGAGACCCAUAGAUGCUAUGGGGCCACCCCUGGGUUUCCAUGGGGCACACUGUGGAUUAGGGUCAGCCCCAUAGAACCCCUUUGUGUCCUUCCCAGCUCCCCAUUGACCCCCAACCUCUCCAUCUCCCCCCAGGUCCUCUGCGAUCGGUGGCUGUGAGGGCAGCCCGGCUGUAGGGCGGCUAUAGGGCCGCUAUAGGAUGGCUGUAGGACUCCACAGAGACUCAUAGAAGUUAUGGGGCCACCCCUGUCUGUGUAUGGGGCACUGUGUAUUGGGGCCAGCCCCAUAGAACCUUUUUGUGUCCUUCCCAGCUCCCCAUUGCCCCCCAACCUCUCCAUCUCCCCCCCAGGUCCUCUGCAAUCAGUGGCUGUGACGGCAGCCCGGCUGUAGGGCGGCUAUAGGGCAGCUGUAGGGUACCACAGAGACCCAUAGAUGCUAUGGGGCCACCUCUGGCUUUCCAUGGGGUGUAGUAGGGUGGGGGCAGCCCCAUUGGAGCCCCUUUGUGUCCUUCCCAGCUCCCCAUUGACCCCCAACCUCUCCGUCUCCCCCCAGGUCCGCUGCGAUCGGUGGCUGUGAGGGCAGCCCGGAUGUGGGGCGGCUAUAGGGCGGCUAUAGGGCAGCUGUAGGGCACCAUAGAUACUCAUAGAAGCUAUGGGGCCACCCCUGGGCGUCUAUGGGGCACACUGUGGAUUAGGGCCAGUCCCAUAGAACCCCAUAUGUGUGCAUUCCGGCUCCCCAUUGCCCCCCAACCUCUCCAUCUCCCCCCCAGGUCUGCUGCAAUCAUUAGCUGGGACUGUAGGGCGGCUAUAGGGCCACUAUAGGGCAGCUGUAGACCUCCAUAGAGCCCCAUAGAAGCUAUGGGGCCACCCCUGGGUUUCCAUGGGGCACACUGUGGAUUAGGGUCAGCCCCAUAGGACCCCCUUUGUGUCCUUCCCUGCUCCCCAUUGACCCCCAACCUCUCCAUCUCCCCCAGGUCCGCUGCGAUCGGUGGCUGUGCGGGCAGCCUGGCUGUAGGGCGGCUAUAGGGCCGCUAUAGGAUGGCUGUAGGACUCCACAGAGACUCAUAGAAGCUAUGGGGCCACCCCUGUUUGUGUCCUCUGUGAUCGGUGGCUGUGAGGGCAGCCCGGCUGUGGGGCGGCUAUAGGGCGGCAGUGGGGCGGCAGUGGGGCGGCGCUGUCCCCCCCCCCGAUGUACGCGGUGUACAAGCAGGCCCACCCCCCCACGGGGUUGGAGUUCUGCCUUUACUGCCACUUCUUUGGCACCGCGGAGCGCAACCUGGUGGUGGCCGGCACCUCCCAGCUCUACGUCUACCGCCUCAACCACGACGCUGAGAGCGGAACCAAAGGAGAUCGGAAUGUGGAGGGCCGCGGGCACAAGGAGAAGCUGGAGCUCGUGGCCUCCUUCUCCUUCUUCGGCAACGUCAUGUCCAUGGCCAGCGUGCAGCUGGCCGGAGCCAAGAGGGACGCCCUGCUGCUCAGCUUCAAGGACGCCAAGCUCUCGGUGGUGGAGUACGACCCCGGCACACACGACCUGAAGACGCUCUCGCUGCACUACUUCGAGGAGCCGGAGCUGCGGGACGGCUUCGUGCAGAACGUGCACAUCCCCAAGGUGCGCGUGGACCCCGACGGGCGCUGCGCCGUGAUGCUCAUCUACGGCACGCGCCUGGUGGUGCUGCCCUUCCGCCGCGACUCGCUGGCCGACGAGCACGAAGGCCUGGUGGGAGAGGGGCAGAAGUCGAGCUUCCUGCCCAGCUACAUCAUCGACGUGCGGGAGCUGGACGAGAAGCUGCUCAACAUCAUCGACAUGCAGUUCCUGUGCGGGUACUACGAGCCCACCCUCCUCAUCCUCUUCGAGCCCAACCAGACGUGGCCGGGGCGCGUGGCGGUGCGCCAGGACACGUGCAGCAUCGUGGCCAUCUCGCUGAACAUCAUGCAGAAGGUGCACCCCGUCAUUUGGUCCCUCAGCAAUCUGCCCUUCGACUGCACGCAGGCGUUGGCCGUCCCCAAACCCAUCGGUGGGGUGGUGAUCUUCGCGGUGAACUCCCUGCUGUACCUCAACCAGAGUGUGCCGCCCUACGGCGUCUCCCUCAACAGCCUCACCGCCGGAACCACCGUCUUCCCGCUGCGGCUGCAGGACGGUGUGCGUGUGACGCUGGACUGCGCUCAGGCCGCCUUCAUCUCCUACGACAAAAUGGUCAUCUCCCUGAAGGGCGGCGAGAUGUGAGCGCCGCCGUCACCUCCCGCUGUCACCACGUCCCGCUGUCACCCCCCCAUUGUCACCAC